This is a messenger RNA of Ectocarpus sp. CCAP 1310/34, 2694 nucleotides long. The record is from the annotation of a GenBank genome assembly. Lineage: Eukaryota; Phaeophyceae; Ectocarpales; Ectocarpaceae.
AUGUCUCCCGAUGAAGAAGAAGAUUUGCUGCGAUCCUUCCUGAACGAGGUCGCGGACGCUGAACCGAGCCUACAAACCUUCUUAUCCCGCCGCAGCAAACAUGAAGGAACGCCAGGAAACAGCGGUGAUGGCUCCGCUCGCCAGCAGGGACAGCGAGAAGCAGCACAACUUACAGCCUGGACCGCGGGUCCGCUAAGGCGCAAGCUACGGGAGCUCUCUGCUCUCCAUGUAUCCGACGACGGGCCUUCACCGGGGGGAACAGGCGGCGUGUCGGCGGCGUUUGCGGUCGCCGCCUCUCCGGGCCUGGUCUACGCUGCCCUUGACGCACUGGUGCGUUUGGUCUUGCGGCUCCUUCUGUUGGUGGACGCGGCUUCUAGCGACGCAACACCGACGCUGCUGUCGCCGAAACAGGAGUCGGCAGACGCACUGCCGCUGGCGAGCCUGGUCGAUCUCACCCUCCUCUGCCUCGCCAACCUUGCGGAGAGCCCUUCGUGGCGCCACGUCUUCUUCAGGGUGCUGCACGAGGUCCAACUGGAGCAGCAGCAUUCGAGAGGGGGGGCCGGCGGCAGUAGCGGAGGAGAGGCAAGCACCGCCGCUGGUACUACCCUACAAGAGUACCUCUGGCGGAGGGUCGUCGUCGCCGAUAGGACUACCGCCGGUGGCGCGGCAAUGUCCGAGGCGAGGCCGUCGCCGCCAGCGCCCGCGGUACACCUCGCUGCCGUCCGGCUCUGCUGCAGCAUGGUGCGCCACUGCCCUCUCUCCUUCUCCGCGUCCUCCUACGCCUCGCUUGCGCCGUACCUCACGGAGUACCUUCUCGGUGAGGGCGGCGGCGACGGUGGCGGCGGCGGCGGUGGCGGCGGCGGUGGCGGCAGCCACACGCGCAGAGGCAGUAGCAGCAGGAGCAACGACAGCAAGGGUGGGUGGGGGGCGCAGACCGACCUCAUGGUGGUACUAGAUCUUUUUGCGGCGUGCGCCCGAGGUAGCCCGCACUUCCGGCAGUACGUGAAGGGGCUCCGGCGGAAGCGGGAGCUAUUCCGCCGCCUUCUCGGGCUGCUGGGUCCGAUGUGUGACGGCAGGAUUGUGGUUCGGGCGCUGUGCGCCCUCACCAGGGUGUUGGCGGGCGAUCCUCUCGAGGGAAAGGUCUUCGAUCGCGGCAACGCCCUCGAGACAGCUUCCCUCGUCAUCGACAACCUCUUGGACCUCUCCGGUUACUCUGAGCGCGUCGCAUGCGUCGAUAGCCUGACACCCAAGCACGGCCGCGCCGGCGCCGGCAGGGGUAGGCUCGGCGAGCAGCGGCGGUUCGCCGACGUGGCGUCAGAACUCGCCCGAAGCCAAGUGUUCACGUCCGUUCUCGUAGACACGGGGCGCCUCGCUUCGUUCCUCGGCGAAGCGGUGGCGGUGCUCGCACGAGCGGCCGCAGACGUCUUCGGCCGGUUGUCCACCGACAUCGCCGCCGCCGGCACUACCGCCGCCGCUGCCGUUGCAACGGAACGAAGAGCGUCGCGACGCCAGGAAGACACGACGCGCCCCGAGCCUCUCCUCCGCGCGCUCUGCUCCUUCUGCUUGGAGCACAGCCCGGCGCGGUCGACCUUCAUCCAGGCGCUUCUAGAUAGCAGCGGCAGCAGCAGCAGCAAGCAGGCCGCAGCGGCAACGGCCAGGACGUCCUCUACUCUCGCGGCAGACCCGUGCGCCGCGCUGUUCGUUCUGUGCCUCCACCCCCACACGCCGUCUGCAGCGGCGGCUUCCACGCUGCUGCAGUGUCUGCUGGUAGGGGGCGGCGCGCUCGGGGCCGUCAGCGGGCCGUCCACCGGGGCGGCGGCGGGGGUGGGAGUCAUCCCCGCGGGCUUCCUUCUCGGCCCGACCGGCGUCGGGGUGUCGUGGACGGCGGCGGCGGCGGCGGGGAUCGGCAGGGAGGACCCCCUGCAAGCGGCUCUGUUGGAGCGGAUAGGCGCGGUGGCGCUCGGGGGCGGCAGGCAUAGCAAGUGGACGCCCGCCGCCGGGAGGGGUGGCGAUGGCGGUGUGAGGGGCGCCGACGGCAGUCGUAGCAGUGAUGAGUCCGAUGGUUCUGACGAUGCUGGUAUUGACGGCGGCGACGGGGAUGAGCGUUCGUUUCGCUGCGGGUCGGGCUUGGAGCACCCCGCCGGCCUCGCCGAUGCCGCUUCUAAUUUCGAAGGGCCGGGGGGGGGCUUGAGCCUCCUCGUGCUGCGGCUUCGGCAGAUUGGCGGCGACCUGGCGUCGGCGCAGGCGAAGCAGCAGCUGGGGCUUUCGUCACCGUCACUGGUAGCGGCGAGGCCGGCUUGGCCUUUGUCCGCCGCGAUCGGAGCCGGGGUGCUGAAGGCCCGCGCGGUGGAGAUGGAGCUGGAGCUAACGUCGGUCUUGUGCCUGCUGUCGUCGUUGGCGCUCGCGGUGCCGGCGGCCGGGCGCGCUCUGGCGCGCGCGCUUCCCCUCGAGGCCGCCUUCGCCCCAGUCCUCGCGGCGCAACGGUGCGUGCUCUCCGGGACCGAUCCUGCGGACUUUCCCCGUGCACCCGUCGAGAUCGUGCUCGUGUCGCUGACUUUGAUAGCGCAGCUCGGGGUGAAGCUGAGCGGCACCGGCGGUGGAAGCGGGGACGUUCGAAGGUGGAUCUAUAACAAGGGGGUAUGUUGUAGGCCGGCAGCUCUGGUUUUGCUUAUGAGGGUGGGUACUGCAGUGUAA